AUGGCUCCGUCGAGUCCAAGAGCAGUGGUGAAGGUUGAUUUGAAGAAGAAGCCAUGGCAACAGACUCAGCCACUUCAUAAUAGAUGGCAUCCUGAGAUAUCAUCAGUUGCACAAGUUAAGUCCGGUGAGUUUUUCAGAGUCGAAAUGAUUGAUGCAAUGGGAGGUAUCGUUAAAGACGAUGAUUCUGCAGGCGAUAUUAAGUACGCAGAACUUUCAACUAGUCAUCACCUGAGUGGACCGAUUAGAGUUGUGGAUGAAGAUGGUGUUGCAGCUAAGCCUGGUGAUCUUCUUGUUGUUGAGAUAUGUAACUUAGGUCCUUUACCAGGAGAUGAAUGGGGUUACACUGCUUCGUUUGACAGAGAGAACGGUGGCGGUUUCUUGACCGAUCAUUUCCCUUGUGCGACUAAAGCUAUUUGGUACUUUGAAGGGAUCUAUGCUUACUCUCCUCAUAUUCCUGGAGUACGGUUUCCGGGUUUGACACACCCAGGAGUCAUUGGUACCGCGCCAUCGAUGGAGCUCUUGAGAAUAUGGAAUGAAAGGGAAAGACAAUUAGACGAGAGUGGUCACGAGUCCCUAACACUAUGUGAGGUUGUGCAUCAGAGGCCACUAGCAAACCUACCAACAACUAAAGGAUGUCUACUCGGGAACAUUGGAAAAGGAACACCGGAAUGGGAAAGGAUUGCGAACGAGGCUGCAAGGACAAUACCAGGAAGAGAAAACGGAGGAAACUGUGACAUAAAAAACUUAAGCAGAGGCUCUAAAAUAUAUCUCCCAGUGUUUGUAGAAGGUGCUAAUCUAAGCACUGGUGAUAUGCAUUUCUCGCAAGGCGAUGGUGAGAUCUCGUUCUGCGGGGCCAUCGAGAUGAGUGGAUUUCUAGAACUCAAGUGUGAAAUCAUAAGGAACGGGAUGCAGGAGUACCUUACGCCAAUGGGACCGACCCCUCUCCAUGUAAACCCAAUCUUUGAGAUAGAUGCAACAGUUGCUUACAAACGAGCAGUUCUCAACGCCAUUGACUAUCUCUUCAAAUUCGGUUACUCGAAAGAACAGGUAUACCUCUUACUCUCAUGCUGUCCAUGCGAAGGAAGAAUCUCCGGGAUAGUCGAUUCUCCAAAUGCUGUUGCUACACUUGCAAUACCCACUGCCAUCUUUGAUCAGGAUAUACGACCAAAGACUGGAAAGGUUCCAGUAGGACCUCGGAUAGUGAGGAAACCAGACGUUCUAAAGAGUACAUACGAUGGUAAACUUCCAAUCACAAAGAAUCCAAGUUCCUCGACAUAG
Molecule: messenger RNA, 1278 nt
Organism: Arabis nemorensis
Lineage: Eukaryota; Viridiplantae; Streptophyta; Magnoliopsida; Brassicales; Brassicaceae
Source: the annotation of a GenBank genome assembly